GAACCUGGGAAAGAAAGAAGCUCGCCUCGUUCAGAAUAGCAGCGGCGCUGGAGUAGCCAACAGUCGUCGUCUGAUAGCUCCAGCCAAAACGGGACAUCGAACCUUUUUUAUUUUAUUUAUUUAUUUGGUUCGAUUGAUAUCCUCUUCUCAAACAAGAUGUGACUUUUAUAACAAGACGAAUACCUUUAGAAUAUUCAUGUCAGGAUAGCCGGGAGAGAGAACGCGGAGGGGGUUUUGCGAAUGGAAGUUAUUUGUUGUGAAUUGUUUUGAGUAUGUUAUGCCGACGUGAGUUUGUUUUUGGGUUGUCUCUGUUCGCCGUGGACCUUUAAUUUGGAAUCUAACGACGAAAACCAGAUCGUCGAGGGAAACCCAGAGUGAGGAUUCUACGAAGCCAGAGAGCUCCCAACAGACCGGGGAUUUAAAUUGUGUUUGGUGUGCUCCGGGAGAAGCGAGAGUCAAAGAAAGAAAUUCAUGUGGCCAUUCUCUCUUUAGCAAAAUAUUUUGGAUUGCAGAAUGAGCAAGGAAAGACCCAAGAGGAAUAUCAUCCAAAAGAAAUACGAUGACAUUGAUGGGAUCCCCUGGUCAGAGGAGAGGGACGUGAGGAAGGUGCUCUAUCUCUCCCUGAAGGAGUUCAAGACUGCUCAGAAAAGGCAGCUCGGAGACGGCAUCGGCGAUGGAACCAAAUACACUAAUGGUUCCCAUGCCCGCGGGCAGCUCAAUGGCUCCGGGCAGAAGGGCCACAAUGCUGACGGGUCACGGUUCCAGAGCAUCGACGGCAGCAGCGAGUACUCUGAGGAUGGCCCUGCCAAGAAGAGGCCCAGACUGCAAGCACAGAGGAAGUUUGCCCAGUCUCAGCCCAACUCUCCCAGCACCACCCCGGUCAAGGUGUCUGAUACCGCCCUGCCCGCACCCUCCGCUCACAUCAGAGACAUCUCCAGACGAAAACCCAAGACCGAAGAUUUCCUCACCUUCCUCUGCCUGAGAGGUUACUCCUCGUGGCCAAAUGAAGGGUCAUCAGUGUUGCCCAGUAACAUGGCGUACUUUGGGAGCUCUCAGGAUGAAGAUGCACUGGAUGAUGAAGAGGAGUACGAGGAUGUAAAGCCAGAUGUCAGCAUGGCAUCUACUUCCUGUCAGUCCACGCCCAGGAAGGGCAAACCCCAAGGGAAACAUGCCGUCAAUGGCCACGUGUUGAACGGCCCCAGCAAGGCGCCCCGAGACAGCCCCAAGCCCAGAGGGAAGGAGUGGGUGCAGGUGAGAGAGCGCAGUGAGAGAGCCGAGGCCCGGAGGGAGCAGGCCCUCAGCCAGCUAAAGGCUACAGCCAGGGGCCACACUACCAACGGACUGCCCCACAGGAGGGCUGCAGAGGAGCUCAGCAAGCAGGUCUCUAAAGUGAACGGAGUCACACGGGCGUCCCAGACAGGCAUGCACGCGGCCGGUGCCAAAAAACCGAAAGACUUCAGACUGCCGUCCAAAACUGUGAAUGGCCUCGUCACAUACACCAAAGGAAAACGAGAAAUGGUCAAGAAAACCAAACUGAACAAGCGCAAACACAGCACUGCUGCUACCCAUAGAGCCCAUAGCAACAAUCGCCACCACAACCACCUCCAGCGCCACCAGCGACUCCCCCUCUCCAACUCAGGAAAAGCCCAGAAUAGCAAAGCAAAAACAAGCAAACAGGUGCUAUUAUCCAAUGGGGUGCACAAGGUGACCAAUGGGGACGGAGUGCGCUUCAACGGGCACCUCUGUGCCAAGCAGGAGGUGGGCAGGCAGGGGCGUGAGGGACUGAGGAACUCCAAGCGGAGGCUGGAGGUGGCGGUGGCUGCCAUCGGGGCGGUGGCUGACUCCCAGGGUAAGCUGGUCGUCCUGGAAACUAACCCCAACCGUAAGAAGACCAAACAGAACCAGAGCAGCCCCCUGGACGGUAAGACCAAGCACCAGACCAGCCCUCUGGAGACACGUAGUAAGAAAGCGUGUCAGGGCAAGGCCUCGGUCCCUAACGGACACAUCGUCAUGGAAACCACCCCUCCCCCCUCCCUGCUAGCCCCACCCCCUCCCCCCACACCACUAGCCAAUCCAGAGCCAGGGCAUCAGCGGCCCAAGCGAGCGUCAGCCGGCAAGUUGAUGUUCAUCAGACAAGCACAGCACCGGGCGCAGGCUGCCUCUAACCCUAACCACACCCACACCCUUAACCGCUCAACUACCUCAGAGUCGCCUGGCCACACCCCUGGGCAUACCCCUCACAAACCAGCAGAGCCUCGGCCUGACAGGGAGUGGGAAAGGGAGAAGGAGCGGGAUGAAGAGAGGGAGAGGGCGGAGAGGAGCAGGGCGAGCUGGGCAGCGUUGGGUGAGGCACCAGAGUUCUGUCCCACCCAGCGGGAGUUCCAGGACCCCCUGGUGUACCUGGACUCUGUGCGGGAGGGGGCGGAGCCCUGCGGACUGUGUCGGGUGGUUCCCCCGGCUGACUGGCGCCCAGAGUGCAAACUGAAUGAUGAGAUGCGCUUUGUGACCCAGGUGCAGCGCAUCCACAAGCUAGGCCGUCGCUGGGGCCCUAACGUACAGAGGCUAGCCUGCAUCAAGAAGCACCUCAAAUCUCAGGGCAUCACCAUGGAAGACCCCCCACUCAUCGGUGGCUGCGAGGUGGACCUGGCUCGGUUCUUCCAGCUGAUUAAUGACAUGGGAGGCAUGCAGCAGGUUAUGGACCUGAAGAAGUGGAGUAAACUGGCUGAUUUGCUGCGGAUCCCCAAGUCAGCCCAGGACCGGCUGGCCAAGCUGCAGGAGUCCUACCUCCAGUACCUGCUGUCCUAUGACUCUCUGUCCCUAGAGGAGCACCGGCGCCUGGAGAGGGAGGUGCUGCAGGAGAAGGAGGGCCUGGAGCGCCGCAGGGGGCCCCUGGAGGGCCACACAGAGAGGAGCCUGACCCUGCCACGCUACGAGCCCAAGAACGGGCUGGUCGGCAGUCUGGUGCAGCACAGCAACGGUCAGCUGUGCAGCCGGCUGAAGGAGCUGGACAGUCAGCAGCUCAAGGUGGGACGCCGGAGGCUGUUCUCUCAGGAAAAGAGGAAUGGGGAAAUGACACAGCAGGAGGAAGAUGAGGAGGAGGAGAAGGGGGUUCUCAGUGACCAGCACAAGUGUAUUUACAAGGGGAAAUCUGUAUCGCUCACCAACUUCUUCAGGAUAGCCAGGAACACCAUGAUCAUGUGCUUUAACAAAGAGCCUGGGGCUGCUGAGGUCGAGCAAGAAUACUGGAGGAUAGUGGAGCAGAGGCACUGCCAUGUGGCAGUGCAUUAUGGGAAAGUGGACACCAACACACACGGAAGUGGCUUCCCCGUGGGAAAGUCAGAGCCAUUUUCUAAACAUGGAUGGAACCUCACUGUCCUCCCUAAUAAUUCUGGAUCCAUUCUGCGGCAUCUUGGAGCUGUGCCCGGGGUCACCAUUCCUUGGCUGAACAUCGGCAUGGUCUUUUCUACCUCAUGCUGGUCUCGAGACCAAAACCGCCUUCCAUACAUUGAUUACUUACACACUGGUGCUGACUGCAUUUGGUAUUCUAUUCCUGCUGAGGAGAAGGUGAAGCUUGACAAGGUGGUUCACACACUGCUGCAGGCCAACGGGACCCCUGGGCUGGAGAUGCUGGAGAAGAACAUCAUGAUCUCUCCAGAGGUGCUUUGUCGAGAGGGUAUCAAGGUCCACCGCACCGUCCAGCAGAGCGGUCAGUUCGUGGUCUGCUUCCCCGGGACCUUUGUGUCCAAGGUCUGCUGUGGCUACAGUGUGUCGGAAACUGUGCAUUUUGCCACCCCCCAGUGGAUGAACCUGGGAUAUGAGGCUGCUAAGGACCUGAAAUGCCGGCACAUAGCCAAACCCUUCUCCAUGGAGAAGUUACUCUACCAGAUCGCCACGGCCGAAUCCAAACGCGAGAACGGGCACAUUCUGACUACGAUCUCCGCCCUUCUCAAAGACCUCAGGAACAUAGAGAUGAGACAACGACAGGAACUGUACGAGGCAGGGCUUCUGUCCUCUGCCCGCUACGGAACACAUGAUAACAGCCUGUUGCCCGGUGAUGGACGCAAGAAACCCAGGAAGUGGCUGGCGCUGGAGUCGUCAGAGAGACGCUGCCAGACUUGCCAACACCUCUGCUACCUGUCCAUGGUGGUCCAGGAGAAUGAGAACGUUGUCUUCUGUUUGGAGUGUGCUUUGAGAUACGUGGAGAAUCACAAGUCCUGCAGAGGCCUCAAGAUGAUGUAUCGUUACGAUGAGGAGCAGAUUAACAGUUUGGUGAAACAGGUGUGUGGUAAGGCCCUGGGGAAGACGAAUGAGAAAUGUAAUGGUGCAAGCCUCAUCAAACCACCACCUAAACGUGGACCCCGGAAGAGGGAGACCGUGGAGGUGUCCCUGUCCCGCCUCUCCUCUUCCCACCUGUCUCCUGCAGCCGUCACAUGAGGACGUUAACACCCCCCACUGCCCCUCCAUCUUAGCUUGGAGAAUCACUGUUGUCCUUUUUUUAAAGAAAGAAAAAAUAUAAUGCCCCAAAUCUCCCACGCAACCUUACUAUGACAAACUACCCCACCCACCCCCUUAGUAUGGCAAACUACCCCACCCACCCCCUUAGUAUGGCAAACUACCCCACCCACCCCCUUAGUAUGACAAACUACCCCACCCACCCCCUUAGUAUGGCAAACUUGUGAAAGCAAGCAGUCUUUUUUUGCACUAGCACGGGAAAUGUUUUUUUCAGUUGAUUUUUUUUCUGGGGGGGGUUAGCAUUAAUUGAAACGUUCACAGGUAAAUGCUGUGCCCCUUUCACUGCCCCCACCCAAUGUGUGCAGUCAGUCCCAUUGCCAUCUGUCACUCAACUGUGAACAAAGGGAUGAGUGGAGAAGGUGCUCCUUUUUUCAUUUUAUUGAAAUGACGCAAGUAGAACCCAAAGUUCUCUCAUCUUUAGUUUUUAAAGAUUAGUUAUUUUUAUUCUCCUCUGCCUGCAGAAGCUCCUGUUGUUCAGGGCCUGUUGUUCAGGGCCUGUUGUUCAGGGCCUGUUGUUCAGGGCCUGUUGUUCAGGGCCUGUUGUUCAGGGCCUGUUGUUCAGGGCCUGUUGUUCCCUAACCCACGCCAGGUAGACCUUGAAAGGCAGAUGUGUUUUGGCUGGCUUGUUUUAUUUGGGAUUUUAGCUUUGAUUUUUAGAUUUUGAGGAACUCUUCUGUGUUUAUUUUGUCAUCGUUGUUUCCUUUUUCUUUGUUACUUGUGGAACUAGUGGUGCCGUGGCUGUAUGUCAGAAACACAGCCUGGGGUGCCAUGGCUGUAUGUCAGAAACACAGCCUGGGGUGCCGUGGCUGUAUGUCAGAAACACAGCCUGGGGUGCCGUGGCUGUAUGUCAGAAACACAGCCUGGGGUGCCGUGGCUGUAUGUCAGAAACACAGCCUGGGGUGCCGUGGCUGUAUGUCAGAAACACAGCCUGGGGUGCCGUGGCUGUAUGUCAGAAACACAGCCUGGGGUGCCGUGGCUGUAUGUCAAACGGACCAAGGUGCCAUGGCUGUAUGUCAGAAAUACAGACCUCGGUGCCGCUGGUCUCUGUCUCUGUAGUAGGAGGGAGGCCUCCUUCGCUAGCAAGUGAAAACUGUGCCUGAUACUCAACAAAGAGAUCCAUUGUUUUUGGUGCUGUUGGUUAUCAUUACUGUAUAACAAUACAAAAGAAAGGUGGUGUGCUGGCUAACUGCUAGCCCCUUCUCCCACAGGGCGGUAGCCUCUAGGCUCUCCUCUCCCAUAGGGUUAGGGUUCUAGGCUCUCCUCUCCCAUAGGGUUAGGGUUCUAGGCUCUCCUCUCCCAUAGGGUUAGGGUUCUAGGCUCUCCUCUCCCAUAGGGUUAGGGUUCUCGGCUCUCCUCUCCCAUAGGGUUAGGGUUCUAGGCUCUCCUCUCCCAUAGGGUUAGGGUUCUCGGCUCUCCUCUUCUCGAUGUGCAAUCAUGUUAACAUUCCAUUCUUCCAGUCCUACUGUUUCAUCUGUAUCAGUUAACAUAAAUAAUUUUAUUAUUUUCUAUUUUGAUUGUGUUUUUGUUCUAAUGUGCGAGUAGAGUCACUAGUCAAAGGGUGUGAAAUGUGAAAUAGGGAAAUAUUUUUUUUGUUUUGGGGUGUGUAUUUUAGGUUUUUCCCUUUUUUUCAGAUGUAUUAUGAAUUAUUUUAGCAGAAGGUCCAACACAACAUACAUUUUUGUACAUAAUCCUGUAAAUGUCUUUAAAUACUCAAGCCUUUUUCUGGGGUGAAGGAAGGAAAAUGAUACCAUUUUAAAGGUAUUACAGGAAGCAAAGGAGGAAGUGCUUGAUGAAGAAAAGCCUUACGUUUCAGUUUCUUCAUGUGUGUGAGUUUGAUGCUUACAGGGUUGCUCUGGUUACGUGUAUACAUUUUAAGUGCUGCUUACAUCACUAAGACAAAGAUAUGGAGUAGCUAUGGCCCCCUAGUUUUUUUUAAAGUUAUUUUUUUCCUUUAGCUUUACUUUUUUAAAGAAAAGGGAACAUAUGUUCACAAAAAUGUACUGAAAAUUCAACAAUGUAGUAGCUCCUCAUGUUGCACUGAGCUUGCCAGUGGUGGCUGACAAGGUGAUCCUAUUAUCCAGUUUGUUGGUGGUUGUUGUCCUUUACAGAAGACUGAACUGUUUUAGGAAUAUUUAAUGAAAACCAAGUCGGUCGUUUUCAACAAAAGUGGUUAAGUUUUUAUGGCCUUACAAUGUAUUUUAUUCAGAUUUCUUUGCAAUUUUCUUUUUCUACAGUAUAAACUAUUGCUCACGGUCUGGCAAGUUAAUUUAUUAGCACUGCGUCUCCAUCUUUCCUUCCACUUGGAAAGAGUUCAUGUUGGUUAUAUUGCCAGUUUUUUACUUUUGCAGUUUGUACUAAAGGUUUAAUAAAAACGUACAGACAA
Oncorhynchus gorbuscha (pink salmon) is the source of this 6895-nucleotide messenger RNA. RefSeq names its product protein Jumonji-like. The record is from RefSeq and is a predicted model, not a curated record. The transcript is spliced from 18 exons. Bases 514 to 4434 code for a protein of 1306 amino acids. Lineage: Eukaryota; Metazoa; Chordata; Actinopteri; Salmoniformes; Salmonidae. Gene Ontology annotation, biological process: chromatin remodeling. Gene Ontology annotation, cellular component: nucleus. Gene Ontology annotation, molecular function: DNA binding; histone demethylase activity.